Molecule: messenger RNA, 2507 nt
Organism: Episyrphus balteatus (marmalade hoverfly)
Lineage: Eukaryota; Metazoa; Arthropoda; Insecta; Diptera; Syrphidae
Product: protein KRI1 homolog
Exons: 7
Coding region: 69-2456 (795 amino acids)
Biological process (GO): endonucleolytic cleavage in ITS1 to separate SSU-rRNA from 5.8S rRNA and LSU-rRNA from tricistronic rRNA transcript (SSU-rRNA, 5.8S rRNA, LSU-rRNA)
Cellular component (GO): nucleolus; 90S preribosome
Source: RefSeq, a predicted model, not a curated record
AUAAAUUUUAUUUCCAAAACACGUGUGAAUAAAAAUUCUUCUUUUCUACAAAAUUUAUAAAAUAAAGGAUGAAUAAAAAUAAAAAUAAUCUUUUUGAUGAUUCUGAAGAAAGUGAUAAAGAUAUUGAAUUCAAUACAAACGCGGAUUAUGCAAAAUCUUACAAUAAAUUUCGACAAAAAGAACUUUUAAAAAAGUAUAAAGAUCGAAAUGAUGUCUCUGAAUCGGAUUCAUCAGAUGAAAGUGAUUCAACCGAAGAAGACGAAAUCAUCGAUCCAAAAUUUGAUCAGGAAUUCUUUAAAACACUUUCCUCAUUGAAGAGCAAAGAUCCAACAAUUUACGAUAAGAAUACUCGAUUCUUCGAUGGAGUCGAACUUGAAGUUGGUCAAAAUAAAAAACAAGCACCUGCCAAACCUGUUACGCUUAAGGAUUAUGAACGUAAAAUUAUUUUAGAAAAAGAAGGCAAAUUUGAAGAUGAUUCGGAAAAUGAAAAUGAAAACUAUGAAGAAAAUGAAAGGGCAGCUUCUCCAACUUACGUUGAAGAACAACGUCGACUGAAAGAUGAGUUUAGAAAAGUGAUCGAUGCUGAAAACUCAGAUGAUGAGGAAUUUGGCGGAAUUUUCAAGAAGAGAGUAAAGACCAAAGAAGAAAAUGAAAAAGAAGAAGCUGAUUUUACUAAAUGGUUGGCUGGAAAGAAAGAUGAUGUGGAAGAGGAAGUUAAAAAAUCUCUUGGUCCACUAAAGAAUUACUGGUCAAAUGCGAAAUUGCCUCAGAGAGAGAAGUUUCUUCGAGAUUAUAUUCUGAAUCAAGGUUAUGCUGAAACAAACUUUGCUGAUAUUCCAACUUAUGAAGAAAUUGUUGGUGAAGAUGAAAAUCUCUCCGAAGACGAAGUAGAACUUGAAAAACAAGAAGAAUUCGAACAUAAGUAUAAUUUUCGCUUUGAAGAACCUGAUUCGGAAUUUAUUAAACGCUAUCCUCGUACUAUUGAACAAUCGGUUCGUAAAACAGACGAUUCAAGGAAACAAAAACGUCAAGAAAUAAAAGAACGAAAAGCUCGUGAAAAACAACAAAAAAUGCAAGAACUCGAAAUGAUUAAAGCGAUGAAGCGAAAAGAAAUCGAAGAGAAAAUUAUGAAAUUGAAAGAAGUCACUGGAAAUGAUGAAUUGGGAUUCAAAGAUGAAGAGCUGGAAGAUGAAUUCGAUCCAGAGGCACAUGAUAGACGAAUGCAAGAACUAUUCAAUGAUGAAUACUAUCAAGUGGAUGCUGAUGAUGAGAAGCCCGAGUGUCCAGAUAUUGAUGAGUUAAAAGUUGAAGAUUGGGAUAAUUAUGAUCCAGAGAGAGAUGAUUAUGAACCGCAUUGUGAGGAUGAAGAUUUCAAUAUGGACUGUGAUUAUGAUCCAAAUGCAAAGGAAGCCUUGCAACAAGAACUUAUUGAAAAUACACGGGAUAAGAGGAAAAAGCGAAAAAGAAAUCGUUUUGCUGAAGUCAUCAAAGCGGAAAAACCCGUAUUUAAUCCGGAUGAUGAGAAAACGUAUGGAGAGUAUAUUGAAGAGUACUAUAAGUUGGAUUGUGAGGAUAUAAUUGGUGACUUGCCAUGUCGAUUUAAGUACACAGAGACUGUGCCUAAUGAUUUUGGACUUACAAUCGAAGAGAUUCUUUUAGCCAAAAAUAAAGAACUGAAUCAGUGGGCAAGUUUAAAAAAGGCUGUACAAAUUCGUCCUGAUUACGUGGAGAAGAAAGAACAGAGACUCUACAAAAUGAAAGCGAAUAAUGAGGCAUUAAAACGAAAAAUAUUCAAAAGUCUUUAUGGAGAAGGAUCCGACGAAGAAGAUGGUGAAGAAGACAACCAGCCAACAACAAGUAAUCAAUCGCAGAAAAAACGUAAAGCUGCCGAAACAAUAACCUCUUCAAAUUCCAAAAUUAGCAAACCUAAUGAAGAACAAGAGGAAACUAAAAAUGAUGCAGAUCUUUCAGUUGAAACAACCAAAGACGAAUCUAAGGUUGAAGCAGGUCCUUCAUCCAAUACUGAAGGCGAAAAAAAGAAAAAGAAAAAAAAGAAGAAGAAAAAGAAUAACACCAACACAACAACAGCAACUACACAAGUUGAAGACCAAAAAACUAGUGCCAACAAGAAUCAAAUGAACAAAACUGCACAAGUUGAAAAAACUUCAGUGAACAAGAAUCAAGCGAAGAAUAAUAAAAAUCAAAAAGUAGAAGGUAAAUCAAAAUCAUCGGCAAAUAAUCCAUUUAAGAGUAAGAUGGAGCAAGGAAAACAUAUCAAUGGCAAGCCCAAUGCAGUUAACACUGCAAAAAAAAAUCUAAAUCAAAAUAAAUUCAAUCAGAAAAAAUCUGCUGAUGAUGAUAAAUCCUCACAAAUAACGGACGACCGUCUUAAAGCAUAUGGAAUCAAUCCAAGAAAGUUCCACAAUACAAAGAAAUUUGGAAAGAAAUCGUCGUAGUUUUGUAGUUCUCCAGUUUUUUUUUUUUUUUUAAUUUUAAGAACUACAACA